AUGGGGGGGGGGCGGAAGAAGAAAAACAAAAAUAAAUGGGAUGUUGAAGAGCAAUUAACUCAGUUAGAGAACAUAAAGGAAAAGGUUAAAACGAAGAGACGAAGCAAAUCGAGAGAAAACGAGAGGUUUUCUGCUAAUCUUUUCCUUGCAAACUUUCCUCCGAUAAGUAGAAAGAGAGUUUGUGAUAUGAGUUCAAGUGAAGCUUUUCCCGUGAUGCAGGAAAUCAUGCUUGAGUUUCGUGCUGGUAAGAUGUCUUUGCAAGGAACACGAGUUGUCCCUGAUGCCCGAAAAGGACUUGUUCGCAUUGCUAGAGGUGAAGAGGGACUAGUUCAUUUCCAGUGGCUUGAUCGAACCCAGAAUGCUGUAGAAGAUGAUCAAAUUGUUUUCCCUGAUGAAGCUCUAUUUGAAAAGGUUAAUCAAUCAUCCGACAGGGUGUACAUUUUGAAGUUUAACAGUGAUGACCGCAAGUUAUUCUUAUGGAUGCAGGAGCCGAGAGCUGAAGGUGAUGCAGAGAUAUGCUCUGCGGUCAAUCAGUACCUUAAUCAACCACUAGAGUUUGGUGAAGGACAUGCAGUUGCUAUCCAGGAGGACGUGGAAGACAUGGCAGAAGGCGAUGUUUCAUCCAGAGCUGGAAACUUGGUUCUACCAAAUGUGUCUAGAGAGGUGAGUGACGUGUCAUCUUCGUCUGGACCAGUUAAACUGGCAGAUCUGCAAAGAAUUCUCAACAAUCUCUCUUCUGGUCCUGUAGGUAUUGCUGGAGAUGAAAACGAAGGCCUAGCUUUAGGGGAUAUCCUAAAGGCAGAGUUGAUCAUGCCAUUGCUGGAGAUGUUACCUGUACAAGAACGAUUGUCUUCGCAUUUACCUGAGGGUCACUGUACGGCAGAAGAUAUACUGGAGUUGUUGCAGAGCCCUCCUUUUCGUCAGCAAGUAGAUGCCUUCACCUAUGUACUUCGCACUGGACAGAUAGAUUUGACUCAGUUUGGUAUCGACCCAAGUAAAUAUAAGUUCACAGUUGUCUCAUUCCUAGAGGCACUUGAGGACUCGGUUUCACCGCAAUCAAACGACGCAAUGGAUGAGAGUUGAUCUUUUCAUAUUCUCAUGACCUUUCAACUAAGAAAAUCAUUUCGUUGUUUGAUGAAUUUGGAUUUAUGAAGUUUUGUUGAAGUUUGUGUUGGGAUUUUAUUUUGAUAAAAUUUGAACCUAUAGCCCGAAAAAAUCUAUAAUUAACUGAGAGCAUAGUAAGCAAUUGGCUAGAAUAAAAAAACUAAAUAUGCUUCCACCCUUUUAUUGUUUUGAUUGCCACUUUGCCUCUUCUUUCAUGUUUGCAAUAUUUUUUUUGUUUUUUUAUUCUAAAUAUGCUUCCACC
This is a messenger RNA of Eruca vesicaria subsp. sativa (arugula), 1366 nucleotides long. The record is from the annotation of a GenBank genome assembly. NCBI's taxonomy places the organism in Eukaryota, Viridiplantae, Streptophyta, Magnoliopsida, Brassicales, Brassicaceae.